AUGCGAAAGGUACACACUCGACCAAACCUCCUCUUUGAAUACAUCCAGCCCAAAAAUACAGCACGUCACACGAGCAAAGCCAUUGAGUCAUCGCAUUUCAGGCAUCCGCCUACCAAAACACCGGUACACUUCCACCACCAUGGCCACCUCCUCUACCAUCUCAACAACCCCAAACAUCCAUCCUCCAUGGCCCUCAAAACCCACACCGUCCCCUCCCCAUCUUUCGUCGAGUCCUGCGGCGCCAUCCUCUUCUCCCCGACCUACACGCACAUCAGCCUCCUCAAGCUCCUCCCCACAAACACCUACACCCUACCAAAGGGCCGGCGCAACAUGCACGAAUCCCGCUCCGCCUGCGCGCUGCGCGAAGUCCGCGAAGAAACCGGCUGUCGCUGCACACUCGUGCCCAUACGCAUGGCCACGCGCCAAACGGCUGCUGACGAUCCUGUGGAUGUGCCUGAUGUGCCGCGCGUGUGGGAUGCGCUGCGGGAGCCGUUCAUGUGGCAGGUGAGGGAGUUGGGGGAGGGGAAGGGGGUGAAGAUUCUUUGGUGGUUUGUUGCGGUGGUGGAUGGGGAUGGGGAUGGGGAGGGGGGAGGAGGGGAGGAAGGGGUGGAGUCAGAGUGGGUAGAGGUGGGAGAGGCGUGUGGGAUGUUGGGGUUUGAGAGUGAUAGGGAGGUUGUUCGGGGGGCGGUGCGGGUUUUGGCGGAUACGCUUGGGUGUGGGGUGGGUGUUUGA
Messenger RNA from Parastagonospora nodorum SN15, 732 nucleotides. RefSeq lists its product as hypothetical. Gene Ontology annotation, cellular component: cytoplasm; P-body. The record is from RefSeq and is a predicted model, not a curated record. The transcript has a single exon. Lineage: Eukaryota; Fungi; Ascomycota; Dothideomycetes; Pleosporales; Phaeosphaeriaceae. Bases 1 to 732 code for a protein of 243 amino acids. Gene Ontology annotation, molecular function: hydrolase activity. Gene Ontology annotation, biological process: deadenylation-dependent decapping of nuclear-transcribed mRNA.